Molecule: messenger RNA, 2616 nt
Organism: Danio rerio (zebrafish)
Lineage: Eukaryota; Metazoa; Chordata; Actinopteri; Cypriniformes; Danionidae
Gene: mpp7a
Product: MAGUK p55 scaffold protein 7a
Cellular component (GO): bicellular tight junction; membrane; adherens junction
Molecular function (GO): nucleotide binding; ATP binding; transferase activity
Source: RefSeq, marked provisional
GAGGAGGACUUUCUGGAGAUGAUCAGUGCCUCUCAGAUGAUGGAAAACCAGUACGGUCACCUCUUUGAAAAGGUCAUUGUGAAUGAUGACCUCACAGUUGCCUUCAGCGAGCUCAAACAGGCGCUCAAGAAAGUGGAGACAGAAGCUCACUGGGUGCCCAUCAGCUGGACUCAUUCCUGAGGGGCGGCACAACACAAGGGAACAAGGCAAUUGCAUCUGGAAGGGGGACUAAGGGAAGGACUUAAAAAAACUGUGAAAGAUUUCUUUCUAUUGAAUUUUUAUGUUGGACUUUAGAUGGUGACAGGGAAACUUUUUAAGUAGUCUUAAUACAUCUGAAGUGGUUUAUCUUUUCUUGGAGACUAAAGUGGAAGCGUAUGGGUUUGUUUUUGUUUUGUCGUGGUUAAUAUAGCUGAACGGGUGUAACAGCACUCAAAAAGUCAAAUGUCUGAUCAUUUAGCAGCCUCCGAGAGUGUGUUUUAGGCUGCCAAUCAAGUGGUGUUGUGGUGUUGACCACUGCUUGGUGUAUUUUUAACAUUAGUUUAUAGAAACCAAAGGGAUGAUUAUUAUUUUUCUGUGCUCAAAGUACACAUUUUUAUAUUUGCAAACUUAGCACACUGUACCCCACUGGCCUGUUACUUUGUUAGUUUAGCGUUGUGUAUGGGGGACGCCAUAUGAUGUUCAGUGGGCCCAUUUUAUUUAAAUAGAAAAUAAUAUAUUUUAAUAUUUUUUUUGGACUUUUACUUUUUUAGCCUGUCCCGGAUUUUAUCAGAGUUACAAGAAUAUUUUUUUUGCUUUUAGUAUGUAAGGAUCAAUGCCACCUUGUAAGCAGAAGUUUUACUAAUGUAUAAACCACUGUGUGCAGAAUCUGAGUUUUUCAGUUUUAUCUGUCUUUUUCUCCUUUUUCCAUUCUUCCAUUCUUGAGGUUAGGCACUUGGAAAAUGCAUAUAAGGGAAUUGACUCAGUCUAAGAAGCCUAAAAGCACCUCUCCUGCAAUUGAAUCUGAAAGAAAAAAAAGGCUUUUCAGACUUCAAUAGUUUACCCAAUAAUGAAAAUUUUGUCACAGUCUUCAAAAGAUUUAAAUAUGACAUGACAUGCGUUGUAUGGACUUCAAUGGUACUUACUUAUUUUUGGUGCUCAAUCCGCUUCCAACUUAAAGAUGUAAUCAGCAGAUGAGGGAGUAGAAUAUGUAUUUAUAGCAUAAAAACUAAUGAUGCACUGAAAUUUCAAUAAAAACUGUUCACCGAACACAAAGAAAAUGGGUGAAAUAUUUGAGAUGAAAGUAAAGAUGUUUCAAUUUUAUUUUUUCAUUGUUUCGGCCAAGAACAAAAAAUGGAUUAGCUACUAUAUUAGGCAAUCCCUCCAGGAUUUUGCAGGGACUAUUUUUUUUAUAUAUCGGCUGCCUGAAAUGUCUUUUUUAAUCUGAGAUUUUAUCAAAUUUUUAACAUUAUAUGCUUUAAUUCAUGUGUUUUGUUGUAAAACACACAAAAACAUUUUUUUAUCUCAAUAACCAUUCGACUCAUAAAAUCCUUUAGGUGUCGAGAUGGGUAAAAGUAUCAGAAUUUGGGAUGUGCUUCCAUUUUAGAAGAAAAGUAACUGAAAUAUUUCACAGAUUUAUUGAGGGACGGAGAACUGUUCUAUUGCUGGAUUUAAAUAUGAGUGACUCCCCAAAAGAACAUAUCAGGUCUAUUUAUUAAAACUGAACAACCCAAACAAUAUUCAUUUGGUUUUCAGAUAAAUAACAUUUUUUUGGGUGCAAAUUUCAGUGCAUUAUUAGUAUCAACAUUAAGUGAUAUAAUUAGUUACUGUUUUCUUUUUUUAUUAUAUAGCAAUGCCUCAUGUAAGAAUAUGUCAUUAAAUACAUGCAUACCUUUGCUGUUGUUUUGUUAAGUCCUGUUCACACCAAAAGGAUGAUGACGAAUAAGAAUUAAAAAAUGGAUCUAAAAUCAUUGUACAUACAAAAAAACUGUAACAUGGGGGAAUAAAUACAAAAUUGUAACAUGGGGGAAUAAAUAGGAGUUGCUUUCAAAAUAUAUAUAUAUGUUUUCCAUCUGAUGACUGAUAAAAACAUAGGCCAAUGAGAAUCCAUCGCAUUUAAAAAGCUUGAAUAUUUAAAGUGAUAGGAUACAACUCUGCAGCUCUCGCUUAUACAUGUAAUUGAAAAAUGUCCGUUUGGUGUGAGCAGACAUCCGUUUUGUUGUUACAGCAUAUCGUUUUGCAUUCAAGCAGUCUUAAUCCCAUUGACACUUGUUACUGUUAUGUACUGCAUUUAAUAAUUUUGUCCAAUAGUCAUCAUAAACACUGUAGUUUUGCCUUUAAAAGCAAGGUGCAAUGGAGUUUGUUCACUUGAUUCACUGUAUGUUUCUCUUUACCUCUUUUUCAGUCAGCUUUGCAGUCUUAAUAUGAAAUAUGCACAGUAAAUAUUCAAUCCUGUAUUUCAGUAACAUCCCUUCCUGGUUGGCUGGUCUUCUACCAAGUUGUGUAUGUCAAAUGCAUUUUAUGAAAGCAGAGAUUCAUGUUUCUAUAUUGUUUCAUUCUGUCGAUGAUCAAGGGUUUACAACCUGUGCUGUUAUAAAACAUCCCCUCCUCCAAAUGGACAUUAAAUAUGUGAAUCAGUUA